Messenger RNA from Hippocampus comes (tiger tail seahorse), 2263 nucleotides. RefSeq names its product interleukin 20 receptor, alpha (gene il20ra). Gene Ontology annotation, biological process: cytokine-mediated signaling pathway. The transcript has 7 exons. The coding region runs from base 164 to 1756 and encodes 530 amino acids. Gene Ontology annotation, cellular component: plasma membrane. Gene Ontology annotation, molecular function: protein binding; cytokine receptor activity. Lineage: Eukaryota; Metazoa; Chordata; Actinopteri; Syngnathiformes; Syngnathidae. The record is from RefSeq and is a predicted model, not a curated record.
ACGUUUUUUUUUUUUUAAACGUCAUCAUCUGUACUUGUCGUUAGCCAUUUCGCUUUUGUUGGGACUUCACUGCAUGUUUUCCAAUGUGGCCGAAUUCGGCUGCAGGUGAAGCAUCGACAGGUCCCUUGAUGGAAACGAGCGCUCUUUUUCCCACAUAAAAGUCAUGAGGGCUUUUUUAUUUCUUUUCAUCUUCGGGGGUGUGGACUUCUCUUCAGGCUCAUCCGUUCCUCCGAGCCCUGUUAAUGUCACGUUCACCUCGCUGAACCUGAAGAACGUACUUGAAUGGCUCCCAGGAAACGAAACUCCGGAUGGCACCCGCUACACCGUGCAAUUCGCCCUCUACGGUGACAGUGUGGCGGGAAGCAAGCGGGUGAAAUGGAGGCCGGUGCCGUGGUGCAAGGAAACAGAGAGGACGUGGUGCGAUCUGAGCCGCGAGACGUGGGAUGCGGAGCAGGGCUACUCCGGGCGGGUGCGCGCCGUGGGCGCCGGCCUUUCAAAGUGGGUCGAGACGCCGAUGCGCCUCGUUCCAAAGGCUGACACAACCUUUGGGCAACCUCAGAUCUCGGUGGAAGUGAAGGACAACAACGCCAUCAUCUACCUGUCAGGUCCAAUCAGAUAUCAGCCGGACGACCACGCCCCGCCCAUUUCCAUGGCAUGGCUCUAUCCGCAGAUGACCUACAACCUGACGGUUUACAACAGCCGCCAAGGGAGAGUGCACCAUUUUCCAGUCACCUCCAGCCCGUACAAAUACGGACUGAUGGAUUUUGAGACGGAAUACUGCUUCUCGGCUCAGGCCAGAUUCCUCUCCUUGCACUUCAAUUGCCACCAGUCCGAGAGGCUCUGCAUCACCACGGGAAAAGAUCCUGUCACCGGCCAAGUGCAGAUGGCGGUUGUUGGCAUUGUGUGUCCGUCGCUGUGCAUCUGCAUUGUUCUGGUGGUCGGCUACAUUCUCUAUCACUACCUGAUGGGGAAUGGACAGAAAAGGCCCCAUACUCUGGACGUGGCUUCUUUACGCCUUCAACCCAACGCAAGCUUACUCCCCGAUCUCAUCACCCCUUUGAAGAGCCAGUGUCCCUCGGACGAUGACGACAAGGACAACAACGCAUCAGAUUGCGUAACUAACAGUGCUGCCCAGCAUCCACAGCCGCCACCAGAGCCCGAAGAACCCUGCGCUGACUCUGUGAGCUACGGCGUGGUUGGGGUGGCCACGACGGAUGCCGGUGGACAGUGCGACGCCCACCCUAAAGAGUUACCCGUUAAGAACGCCACCUAUCUCGCCUCCCAGUGCUCCUUACCGCAAGCAGGAAGCAGAUGUCCCCUGGAAAAUGCGACCCAAAGUCAGGCGGACUUUCCAACAAUGUAUUUGGCGAAUACAGCUCCACGUGGCCUAAGAAUGCCCAUGACGGAGGGGAAGGAACUGACUGGGAGCCCAUAUCGGAGACGUGGAGAAGACGCUGAAAACUACAGUGUCCUCACGCCGGCAGGAGCGCAGCGAGACGAGGAGGGAGGAUCGCUUUGCGUUGAAUGGGACCGUGAAAAGAGGCAGCUGGUGCUGCCAGGGCUGGAGAUGACAAUGACCCACGGGGAGGGGGAAGGAGGCGGCAAGAAGGUGGCAAUGGCCGAUCUGGGGUUGGAAAAGGUGUUUGUCAGGCAAGCGUCACGGGAAGAGGCGGCACCGCCACAGGGGGCCACUGCAGGCUGGGAAGUGGAUGACAUUGUCAGAAAAUGGGAUUUGGUCAUCUCUAUGAAUGAGUAGCACUGCCCUUCACACAAGGACCUAUUGCAUUUUCCUCUUUGCCUGUUGCACAUGGAUUUUUUUUUGUUGUUGUUUUUUUGGGCAGAACUGUGGAGCAUCACAGCUUUAACAGAAGCCUCUUAGCUAGGAAUGAAGAAAUCACUACAUUGGCUUCCGGCAAGCAGAUAAUUAGAUGAGUGGCGCUCGGGUUGCAGCCAGUGAAUAUUUUUAUAAUAGAGUUUUCUACCGAUUAUGUCAUCAUGUGGAUAACAAUGUUUUUGAUCAUUGAAACCGCAAGUCACUUCUUAUUUUUGUCUGCAUCUUCACAUUCUACUGUAUUAUCUGGAUAUGUAUGGCUGGAUAAGGCGGGGCCUGGCCUGGUGCGUGACACGGGCGUUAGCGAAUGAGGUUGUAGAGUUGGCUGCUUGUGAUCUGCCUCAUCAAUUAGCCAGUCUGUGUAUUGAGAAAACUCUACGUGGUGGUGAAUGAAUGGAGAACCAUUUGUUCAACAAAGCGAUUGGAAGUGGA